UUUCUCAAUCUCUCCCUCUCGUCAAUUCAGUUGGAAGGACUUGGCUGCUGAACCAAAAAACCGAGUCCCAACAUAUCAACAAACGGAUAACGGGUGAAACUCACUGAUUUACCUGUUUUGAGGAUGAGUAGUUGAAUAAUUUGGAGAUUUGGCAGAAAUGGGUACCAUUACCGCUUCUCCUUCGACUCUUCACCUCUCUUUUCAUUUUACAAUUACUCCCACACCAACUACCAGUAGUACCAGACAUGCUCUUCCAGUUCUCAACACCCUUGGCAAUAGGAGGAUUCUAGGGCUUGUCCGUUGUUCUCACGGAGGAAUAUUAGAAAAAGGACAAGGUGCAGUUGAUCCUGAUCUCCGGCCGGUGCUUGAACUCGCUACUGACUCGGAGUUGUAUGAGCUAGAGAGAAUUCUAUUUGGUCCUAGUUACUUCAGUCCUUUGCUAAAAUCCAUAACGGGGAGGAGAGUGGACGUUGAUUAUGCCACAAUCGAAGAAGACCUUGCAGAGCGGGAAGCUUUUAUAGAAGCUCUGGAGUCCCGAUUCCUAUUCCUUGCUGCAGAUGCCAGGUCAACAAUUAGGGGUUGGAGGCCUUCAUAUAGAAAUGUAUUGCUUGCUGUUAGGAAAAAGUUAAACAUUCCUUGUUCUAGAAAAUUGUCAACUGAAGACCUAGAAGCAGAAAUUUUCCUUCAUCUAGUUCAAGAUUAUUCAAGUGAAGAGUCAGGUACUUUUCCAAGCUUAUGGGAAUCAUCUAUGAUUUCCAAUGAUCAAAGCAGUCUUGAACUUGGACCUAGGCAGUGGAAGGGACCAGCCCUUGCUGCUCUAAAACUUGGGCUGGUAGAGCUCCAAUCAAUGGUGUUGAAGAGUGGUGGAAUGUUUACAUUGUCAAGUUUUUAUCAACUAUUUUCAAGGAAAUUAUCAGGGAAGGUGUUUCUAGAGGCUGCCAACUAUCAAGUUAAAAGGGAAAUCAUCAAGAAGGGUGGACAGUUGGCUGCCAUUAAUUUGGAGUCCAGAGCAGCCUUGCUUGCAGCAAAGCAGGGUUUUGCUGGAGCGGCGACAAGAUAUCUUGGUUUUAGGAGCAUGAUUUCAUUACUUGGCCCACUGAUGUGGGGAACAUUUCUGGCAGAUGUCGUGAUACAAAUGCUGGGAACUGAUUAUGCUAGAAUUUUGCGUGCAAUAUAUGCAUUUGCUGAGAUUCGUGUCACUCGUACUUAUAGGCUACCAUCAGAUAUCGAUUGAAGUAGAAGAUGGCAUCAAACUUUUUAGCAUGUUAGAUGGAGAGCUUUAGUUGGUUAUUCCGCUUCAGAAGCAUAUUCUCAUUAGACAGACGGUCUCAGUUUUAUGGUUAUUUUGCUUCAGAUUAGCUGUUUGCUAGUGUUCCAUUUGGUCCUGUGACUCUUGGAUAGAGUAUUAGAAUGGAAAAUCCAUUAGAUAAUGCUCUCAGUGACAUUUGUUCUAGCCUGUAGCCUGUCCUUGGCAUUACUUUUGAUACUAUUGUUGAAAAAAGUUUUUAUUUUUUAAUA
Manihot esculenta (cassava) is the source of this 1518-nucleotide messenger RNA. RefSeq lists its product as uncharacterized. The coding region runs from base 158 to 1234 and encodes 358 amino acids. The record is from RefSeq and is a predicted model, not a curated record. The transcript has 12 exons. NCBI's taxonomy places the organism in Eukaryota, Viridiplantae, Streptophyta, Magnoliopsida, Malpighiales, Euphorbiaceae.